Molecule: messenger RNA, 2247 nt
Organism: Dioscorea cayenensis subsp. rotundata (Guinea yam)
Lineage: Eukaryota; Viridiplantae; Streptophyta; Magnoliopsida; Dioscoreales; Dioscoreaceae
Product: probable potassium transporter 17
Exons: 8
Coding region: 96-2174 (692 amino acids)
Biological process (GO): potassium ion transmembrane transport
Cellular component (GO): membrane
Molecular function (GO): potassium ion transmembrane transporter activity
Source: RefSeq, a predicted model, not a curated record
UCCACGCGUGAGUGCUUAUAAAUAGAGCUAGACUUCGCUGCGGUGCUUCAAACUCCAUUUCAUACUUUUUCUAUACUCUUUUUUUCUGAUUCAUUAUGGAUUUGGAGCUCGGAAUGGUCUCCAAGAAGAAUAGGAGGUGGAAUGAUGUAGUUCUUGCUUACAAGACUCUUGGUGUUGUUUUUGGUGGUCUUGUGACCUCUCCUCUUUAUGUUUAUCCCUCAAUGAACUUGAAGUCUCCUACUGAAGAAGAUUACUUGGGCAUUUACAGUAUAAUCUUUUGGACUUUAACACUAAUUGGGGUUGUGAAAUAUGUCUGCAUUGCCCUUAACGCUGAUGACCAUGGUGAAGGAGGAACUUUUGCUCUAUACUCCUUACUCUGUAGGCAUGCCAAUGUUGGCAUUCUUCCAUCUCGAGACACAGAUUCAAAGACAAACAAUUUAAAUGCAGAACAAUCAUCUUCUGGCAUCAAACAAAGUAGACUUCAAAAGUUCAUAGAGCAAAGUAUGACUGCAAGAAGGAUAUUACUACUUGUUGCAAUACUGGGGAUGUGCAUGCUCAUUGGUGAUGGCAUACUAACACCUGCUAUCUCAGUCUUAUCGGCAAUGGAUGGCCUAAGAGGACCUUUACCUUCUAUUGGUAAAUCUGCUGUGGAAGGUUCAUCUGCUGGAGUUCUUAUUGCACUAUUCUUGUUGCAAAAAUAUGGCACUUCUAAAGUAAGCUUUCUGUUUUCGCCGAUCAUGGCUGCUUGGACUUUUACCACUCCUAUUAUAGGUGUAUACAGUUUUUUGCGAUACUACCCGAGCAUAUUUAAGGCCAUAUCGCCACAUUAUAUAGUGAAUUUCUUUUUGAGAAAGGGAAAGACCGGAUGGCAGUUGCUUGGUGGCACUGUAUUAUGCAUAACAGGUGCGGAAGCAAUGUUUGCAGAUCUUGGUCAUUUCAAUAAGAAAUCCAUUCAGAUGGCAUUCAUAUUCACAAUAUAUCCUUCAUUGGUCCUCACUUAUGCUGGACAAACAGCAUACCUGACAAAGAACCUUAAUGACCAUAGAGAUGGGUUUUACAAAUUUGUACCAGGUCCAGUCUAUUGGCCUAUGUUUGUGAUUGCAACAUCGGCAGCAGUAGUAGCAAGUCAAUCCUUAAUAUCUGCUACAUUUUCUGUUAUCAAGCAAUCAGUAGCUCUCGAUUAUUUUCCUCGUGUUAAGAUUGUCCACACAUCUGCAAUCAAGGAAGGUGAAGUGUACUCACCAGAAACUAACUACAUUCUGAUGAUUCUUUGUGUCACGGCAAUACUUGGCUUCGGUGAUGGACAAGACAUGGGCAAUGCUUUCGGUGUCGUAGUUAUACUAGUCAUGUUCAUUACGACGAUAUUAUUGACUCUGGUCAUGAUCAUUGUUUGGAGAAUUCCAAUUUUAGUCGCUGGAUUGUACUUCAUUCCUUUCUUUAUUAUGGAAGGAGUAUAUGUUAGCGCAGUUUGUACAAAAAUUGUUGAAGGUGGAUGGUUUCCCUUUGUCAUAUCCAUCAUCCUUGCGUCGAUAAUGUUCGGGUGGUAUUAUGGAAGACAGAAAAAAUUAGACUAUGAGAUGACGAACAAAAUAACAGUGGAAUCACUUGGCGGGCUCAUAUCAAGUUCAGAAACCGAAAGAGUUCCUGGACUCUGCUUGUUCUACACCAAUGUACAAGAUGGUUUCACACCGAUAUUAGGACACUACAUCAAGAACUUGCACUCAUUUCACAAAGUAACAAUUUUUACGACAUUUAGGUACUUGUUGGCGGCCAAAGUUGAUCCAAAUGAGAGGAUCAUUGUCAGGAAAUUCGGUCUAACCGGAAUUUACGGCUGCAUAAUUCAAUAUGGAUAUGCUGAUUUCCAUAGUCCAGCUGCAGAUGAAUUGGUGAACCAGAUAAUUAGUAGUCUGAAGACUUAUAUUAGCAAUAAUUCAAAUGGUUUGCUGCCGACAUUGGUCGACGAGGAGAUAUUACAGCUGGAGGAGGCUAAAUCAACCAGUGUGGUGUAUGUCAAGGGUAAGACAAGGUUUCAAACCGGCAAAGAAACUGGUUGGUUCGACAGGAUCAUACUUGGAUUCUAUGAAUUCUUGCACAGAAACUGUCGGUCUGCUGUACCAAACAUUGGUAUUCCCCUGCAACAAAAUAUUGAAAUUGGAAUGCUCUACAAGGCAUAAAUGUAAAUCUUUGUUACAAAUGUAUUAUCUGUGAUCAAUUAAGUUAUUGAAAUGAAAACAAGAUGUUCCACAA